AUGUCGAAAGAGGGCAGGGAAAGCAAGAGGCGGAGCUUCUUCGCUCGCAGCUCGCUCGGCGCGCUCACCGGCCUCCAGAACAGCAAGGACGACUCCGAGCCUGCCAAUCUGCUCCGCAAGCGGCGGACGGCGUCGCUCAUGACCAAUCUGUCCGCCGCCUCGCAGCUGGUCGAGGAAGACGCGCUGGACGGGAGCACCAUUGCUGAGACGCCAGUGUCUCCAGCCAGGACCCCCGUAUCGCGCGGCAGCGGCAGCGGCGCCCACACAGGCUCCGCAUUUGGCUCCAUAAAGGGCUUCCGUCUUCCAGACGACUGCGGAGAGCCGCUCUCCGCGACGUCGAGCCGCUCCCGCACCUUCUCGAACAAUUGGCCGUCGGGCGAUGACACACUCCGCAACCGUCAGGUCCUGCACCAUGGCGAAGUCCAGACGAGCAGCUCCAUGUUCCGGAAAAAGAAAGAGUAUAUGGUGCUGACGGAGACACAUUUGAUCAGGUUCAAGACCCAACAGAAAGCCGCAGAGGCCUUCUCGGGAAUACCCUCGCCCUAUAUUCGCACGGCCUCCUAUCGGCACACACAGAAUUCUUCCACCGGAUCAUCUCACGAGCUUCAGUCAAUCGCGUCCGAUCACUCUGGAGAUCGCGACCUAGGCACACCUCUGCGCCAGAUUGUCGCCGCAUACCACCUAGACGAUGGAAGACCGCAUUUCGCGUUUGAAAUAUUCUACCUUGACGACGAAUCGAACCAUGCCUCAUCCAUGACACUUCAAUUCGGCGAUCCAGACGACAUGCAUGGCUGGCUUGCUAAGAUCCGGGAAGCCGCCAACCGCGUCCGACUCGCCGACUCAAAUCCUCUCUCAGCCUACAACUCUCACCUGGCUGCUCGUGUCGUAGAGGCGGAGCGGGACUACGUUCCUCCGCACUAUGCCAUCUACAAGGUCGUGCAGCGACCCCUCGGCAAAAGUACGUCUAGGUCUUCGUCGGACGAUCUCUCCAAAGCUCUUGCUUCGGUGUGUUUCCUCGCGAUUGGCGUUCACAAAGUGCACUUAAUUCCUCUUUUUAAGCCUCCAUCGCAACGGUCAUCUAGUCCGUCUUUGGUCUCCAACAAUGCCCAGUCGUCCUAUGGCAUCUUGAACAUCACCGAACUGCGCGUCAGUGAGGUGGAUGAUACAUUCGAGUUGACCUUCCGCAUGCCACUGCAGAAGCCCAAGGUGCUUCAUUUAGCCUCACUAGCAUCGCAUGAUAUUGCCGUUAGAUUACGAUACGUCGAGGAGAAUCUCAGACCAGAGUGGGAAUCCCGGCCCUAUCAGUUCAUUGUGCCAGACGACGUUAAACACGACAUUCUUCGGCAAGCCAGCCCGCAUCCUAUCGAUCAUGAGUCCCUAGAUCGUACCCUUAUCGGUUACUGCGUCGCCUACGAUGUGAAGCCAGAGAACAUCCGAUAUCAGGUCACCUUUCCGCCAGAAGAUUGCCCUCGGUUCGAGCUUCUGCGACCCGUUGGUCUCCGGAGGACUCAGUACACUGCGCUUGAGCUCCUUGCUGUUAUGCGGUCGUUGCGAUACAACGAAGGCUUUGGGGGCAUUUCGUUCAAAGACGUCCACUUAGAUGCCCUCAACGGACUUUGCGACGAGUACGGGGCCGAGCACGUUUGUACGAAGACGAAGCGUGGGACUUAUGUCCGCAUGGAUGCCGAAGAGCUCGGCCGGUCGUGUCUGCUAGUGCAAGAAAUCCGUGCCUUGGCGGUGACCAGCCGCAAACUUAGGCGACUUGACUUUUCCUCUUGUAUUACAAGGAAACCGAGAGACCAUUUGGAUUCAAUUUCUAAAGCAAGGGACAUAGGGUGCGGCAUCGUCGAAGCACUCUUCCCUUUGUGCAAGUACCAGACAACGAAUGUUGACUGGAUAGCACUGAACAACAUCCACCUCGGAGAUACUGAUCUGGACUACUUAGUCGCUGCGGCUGUCGAGAGAUCGUGUCACUUGCGCGCCCUCGAACUGAGCGGCUGCGGACUCACAGAUCGGACGCUGUCCCUCAUCCUAGAUUCCCUUCGCCCACAAGAAACCACUCUAGAGGCCAUCGACCUCUCCUCGAAUCCUUUCCGUCUCUCCCCGGCGAUGUUUGAUUCUCAGAUCGGCGUAUUUGGGUACCUCACGAAGCUCAACCUCUCCCACGUUGCCCGGACAUCUGGCCCCGAGCCUCUGAUAACUGUUGAGACUUUUCAGGCAUGGAGGCUGCAAGAGCUAAUAUUAAGCGGGACAUCGUUGAAUGCAGCUAUGGUCGAUGCGAUCGCUAGCUAUCUAGUUAAUUACAAGCAGUCUGCAGCCUUACGUGAACUUCGACUAGACCACUGCUAUCUCACAGGGAAGGACGUCGCUUAUCUACUCCAUUCAAUGUCCGAGGGGCCUGGUAAAGCUCGGCAAUUGCACCUUGAUGUCAGCGAGAACAAUAUAGAAGAGCAUCUUGACGAACUGACAAGCGCUAUCGCAAAUGGCAUUGCUCCAUCAAGUCUGACUAUCAGACUAAUCGAGUUCGAAGAAGAGGCCGACUUCCGCAAAAUGGUCCUCGCGUUGGCGAAAAACAACACGAUCAAACAUCUGGAUAUAUCGAGAGCUUCCUUGCCAUGUGAUGCCUUAGAAGAGACAUGCCAGGCUUUGGAGAAGAUGUUCGCCGAGAACAAGACCCUUGAAUGGCUAGACAUCUCUGGCGAGGAUUCUCGACUGGAGACAACGAAACUUGGGGUUGGGAUUAAUAAGGCGCUGCGAGGGCUGCAAAGGAAUCGCACGCUGCGCGUCUUGUUCAUCAAAUAUCAAAAACUCGGACUACAAGGCGCGAGCACCCUUGCGGAUGUUCUCAAGGUGAAUACCACGCUGCAGCAACUCUACUGCGAGAACAAUGGCAUCCCGUUACAGGGCUUUACCGAUCUCGUCAAUGCACUCCAUCGCAACACUACACUGCUCUAUCUUCCUGGCAUGCAUGAAAGUAGACAGAUGGCGCUCAAACAGACGGAAGAUCAGGUAAAGGCAUUGCGAGACGACACAGCGACGCACACACAGUCAAGGUCCCUUUCGGUCCGAAGCAAGAUCGCCCACAAAGUAUCCGGGCGCCCGGCAAAGGAUAGAGCUUUGCCAAUGGGCCUUUCGGAUCAAGAUAUCAAGGCAGCGCUUGGCCUUGUCGAUGAGAGCUGGGAGCGGCAAGAGUACCGCCUGCAACAAUACUUACAGCGUAAUUACAAUAUUGCGAAUGGCGUUCCCACCGCAAUGGAUGUCGACGACGAAGAAUUCGAGCGCCCGGAUACGGCGACGAGUCUGACCAAAAUAGUCGAGAAGGUUAAGUUCGAAAGUACACCUACCGCGGAGAAGGAUCUACAGCUCGGUUCCGUUGCGGAAAACCGCCAUCACGAAGCAACGCCUUUGGAAAAGGAUAUCGAAAUGUCCUUCUCACAAAACUUGAACGCAUUUGGUCGACCGCGUCUCCCGAGCUGA
This is a messenger RNA of Trematosphaeria pertusa, 3477 nucleotides long. Its product is annotated as leucine rich repeat protein-like protein. The coding region runs from base 1 to 3477 and encodes 1158 amino acids. The record is from RefSeq and is a predicted model, not a curated record. NCBI's taxonomy places the organism in Eukaryota, Fungi, Ascomycota, Dothideomycetes, Pleosporales, Trematosphaeriaceae. The transcript has 4 exons.